AUGACGCCUCUUCGAAUCGCAUCCAUUCCCGGUGAUGGAAUCGGACCCGAAGUUGUUUCAGCCACUAUACAAGUACUACAGCAACUAUCAAAAACACUUGGAACCUUUCAGAUCGACUUCACACAAAUCCCAUGGGGCACAGACUACUACAAGAAACACGGCAAAUAUCUUGCUGAUGAUGCCUUGACCACAUUACGCCAAUUUGAUGCUGUGUUAUUUGGUGCCGUGGGCGCUCCCGAUGUCCCUGAUCAUAUUUCCCUCUGGGGUCUUCUUCUCGCUAUCAGAGGCCCUCUACAGCUCUACGCAAAUGUUCGACCAGUGAGAACAUUCCCGGGAACCAAGUCCCCACUCGAUACGGCGAAGAACGGCAUCGACUGGAUGCUAGUCCGUGAGAACUCUGAAGGCGAGUACUCUGGACAGGGCGGGCGUUCACAUGUUGGACAGCAGUGGGAAGCAGCUACUGAGGUAGCGAUGUUCACACGCGUCGGAAUAGAGCGAAUUAUUCGAUUUGCAUUUGAGACAGCACAAUCUCGACCCAAAAAGCAACUGACAGUUGUCACCAAGAGCAACUCCAUGCGAAAUGGUAUGGUCCUUUGGGAUGAGAUAGCUGCGUCGGUUGCUAAGGAGUUUUCCGACGUGACGUGGGAUAAGAUGCUUGUCGACGCGAUGACUGUCAGGAUGGUGAUGAAGCCUCAGUCCCUUGAUACGAUCGUCGGUACCAAUUUGCAUAUGGAUAUUCUUUCUGAUCUUGCUGCUGCUUUGGCUGGAUCUAUCGGUAUCGCGCCUUCCAGUAAUUUGGAUCCGACUCGGAAGAAUCCAUCUAUGUUCGAGCCCGUUCAUGGUAGUGCAUUCGAUAUCACUGGUAAGGGAAUUGCUAAUCCGAUUGGCACAUUUUGGUCCGCAGCAGAGAUGCUCUCUUGGCUCGGAGAGAAAGACGCAUCUAAUAAGUUGUUGGCAUGCAUUGAGGAGGUUUGUGCUGCCGGGUUUGUUACCGCGGAUCUAGGCGGGUCUUGCAAUACGCAGCAGGUCGUUGAUGCCGUGUGCGCUGAGAUUCAGAAGCUCAGGACUUGA
Penicillium malachiteum is the source of this 1071-nucleotide messenger RNA. RefSeq lists its product as uncharacterized. The coding region runs from base 1 to 1071 and encodes 356 amino acids. Gene Ontology annotation, molecular function: NAD binding; oxidoreductase activity, acting on the CH-OH group of donors, NAD or NADP as acceptor. The record is from RefSeq and is a predicted model, not a curated record. Lineage: Eukaryota; Fungi; Ascomycota; Eurotiomycetes; Eurotiales; Aspergillaceae. The transcript has 2 exons.